Messenger RNA from Entelurus aequoreus (snake pipefish), 7611 nucleotides. RefSeq names its product dynein axonemal assembly factor 9 (gene dnaaf9). The transcript has 37 exons. The record is from RefSeq and is a predicted model, not a curated record. Lineage: Eukaryota; Metazoa; Chordata; Actinopteri; Syngnathiformes; Syngnathidae. The coding region runs from base 164 to 3646 and encodes 1160 amino acids.
AUACGUGUUGGCACCCUCGGCGUGUAAUGGUUGGCUCCGUUGCUAUGCUAGUGUGGACAUUCUCGAUGGUGAUGGAGAAGAUGCAGCUCGCUCUCUUGCCUGGGAAAAGCGAGAUUUUAACCACAUAAAACACAUCCCUGCCACACAGCGACGAUACCAAACCAUGGCCGGGAUUAGACGGGCAACCGGGAAAUACCCUGGCGUCAACCCCGCCGUCAGUUGCUGCCGUCUGCGUCAGGUUCAGUCUCUGCUCAGUGAGGGCGAUACUUCCACUUCUGAUGGCGUCCUGUGCUCUCUUGGAAUUGACAGCAGGUACAACGAAGGCUGCACAGAGCUGGCUAAGUACCUCUUCUAUGGCCUCUAUGGAAGAAGUCCCUUUACCAUGGAACAUUCCCUGGAGGGAUUCUCAGAGGACAUGCUGGAUGACGUCAUCCUUCUGAUCAAAGCGGAGUGUGUACACCUCUACUGCAACCCUGUCAACUUCAGCUACUUGCUGCCUUACGUGUCGCACUGGAGGAACCUGCACCUCUACUGCAUGACGGAGGUUGAGUACCAGGAAGAAGAGGCGGCAGAGGAAUUCAAGAUAUCCAGUUUUGUCACAAUGGUGCAAGACUGCCAUCGCAUCGGUGUGCCCUACAGCUCCCUGGGACACGUGCAAAAGUUUGACAUUUUCAUGGUGGAGAAGUGGCCCCUAAUCCAAGCCUUUGCUCUGGAGGGCAUCGGCGGAGGAAGCUUUUUCACCAUGAAGUACAAGUUGUCAGACAUGAGCGAGCAGCUGUGGCAGCUUUACAGCCGACUGGACUCCGUGUCUCUGGACCUUCUGCUGGCCCAGGAUUUGAGCAGCUUUGAGAGGCAGUGGAGCAGCUUUUUCUCCCGGAUGGAUCUGGAGAGUCACAUGUCCAUAUUGGAGCUGUCGGAGGCUCAGGCAGGAGAGCACUUUACUUUUCAGGCCUUCCGUAUGUAUUACUCCCACGGACUCAUCUCAAGCAACAUCUCAGACAAAAGUAAGGACCGGCAGCCAUUCGUGUUGUUUGGGGCACACUCGUCCUCAGAAGACAUGGACAGUUACUCCUUCAACUUCCCCUCUGAGAGUCAUCAAGUCCGCAACAUGGGACCUACAGGCGGGGCAGCGAGACACAUGAUAUUGCAAUGUGUUGCCCCAAGAGGAGCGUUAGCUUGCUGUCGGACCUAUUUCUUUGGAACCACGCACACCCCGUACCUUGGGAGUCAGCGCACAAAGCCCCAAAAAAUGGAAGUCUUGCUUUUGUCUCGCGUUUACUCAGCUGCGGUGCAAGCGGUUCUCGCAGGAGUCAAAUGCUUCUCCAGCACCUCCAGUGUCACAAAGGCUAAAGAUGUAGCGGAGCACACCUUACUGGCCACUUUGGACUCUUCAAAUUUAAGUGCAUACUGCAGUCUUCUCAGAUCCAGAUGUGAAUUUAACAUUCAGGCGGCCAAUAAGCAGGGAAGGCUCCUUCCUCUAACUGAUGCAGCGAGCCGCUUUGUCAUUAAAACAGCCUCCAUGACGGUCCGUGACAUCCCAGACCUGCAAGGCGAUGGGGGCAACCUGGGCUCCGUGGUCUUCUCUGAAGCUUUCCUUGAGUCCGUUAUCAGUAUUCAACACAAAGAUGGCGCCGUGUCCUCAGACAGUUGCUACACCGUCCUGACUGCCGCUGUGCCUCGCUAUGCCUGCUGGAUGAUGGAAGCUGAUGUCAAGCAGUCUGAGCGGACCCAACAACUCACAAAGAAUGAGGAAAACACUUGUCUGGGCAGCUCUUUAACCGUAGCGGACGUGGCCUACGUGUUGUCAAGCAGCCAUCUGUCAGCACCUGAAGAUGGUAAGGUCAGCUUCUUCUCCAGAGGACUGCUGUUUGUCCACUCUCAGUAUGGAAGCAUCACUCUCUCCCAGGAACACGUCGGCACCAUCAGGUUCUAUGACCCGGACCCCAGUGCGGUCUUGUCUCUCUUUGUGGACUACAAGAACAGCCUGCUGCCCCACUUGCCCUUCCCCCUCCACAGCUCUGACCAGUGCCUGGUCUUUGCCCUUCAGCCCAGGUCAAAGAGCUACAGGUGCUUCUACUCCAAGGUUUUGCCAGAGUGGCAAAGGACUGAAUCUGGACUUGCCGUGCACUCAGUGGACCAGGAUCAGUUGACGUGGAGCCACAAAAACAUGCACAGCAGGCUGCAGCAGCUCCAUGAUGACCAGGAGCCUCCAGUUGCCAAACGUAGAGGCACCCUCAAGACAUUACAAUCACAUCUGCCAGAGCAGGACUUGUUUCUGCAGCACUUUUCCCUGAGCAGCAUCGGUGACGAGCCAAUAUUGUCCGACCAUCUGGGGGCCCUCUUCCCUUCCGUAGAGCUGAGCAAAAACUCCAGUAGCCAGGGAGACACCAAGGUCAUCAUCACCAUUCUUAGCGGGGUGCCGCGGUGCCACAAGGAGACACUCUGCAACUUCCUGGUUCGGCUGAACAGAGAAUACGGAAGGUGGUUGGUGUAUCCGUCCGCUGCUGAUCCCUGUGACAUCUUCUCAGCCUCUCACCUGCAGGACUUUCUGUCUGACUUGGUAGAGAACCAAAAAAGGACGCAGGGAGGGAAGUGGCGCUUGUUGGUCCUCUCACCCGGAUAUGCAGAUGUUCUGGAUGUUGUUCGGGCUUUGCUUUUCCACCCGGACCCCGUUGUCCAGGCCUGUUUCACCAUCGGUGCUGUCGCUGCCUGUGUUGAUCCACUCGCCUCCUGCAUGGAGCACAGGUUUGCCUUCCCUAAACUGUUGGAGCAGUGCAGUCAAGGUAUCAUAAGCGUGGUUGUGUUCACCGGGCCUGCGGCAGAGCAGAAGCAUCCCCUGGUGCAGCAUGUUCAGCAGCUGGUACGCACCGCCAACCCCACGGCAGCCUUUGUCCUGGCAGCAAGGGGAGCUGUCACCAGGAGUGAAGAUGUCAAGCUAAUUUUGUCCGAGAGCAGCUUCAAUGGACCUCAAAUGCUGAGAGCACGUUAUGUCCUCUACCCAGGCUGGUGCACGGGGCGCUUCAAGUCUGGCUCUGGGUCUCUGGUCCUCGCCCAACAUCGUGUGACUUUCAGUCGGCCUCUGGAGAGGCCUCUUUUUGUUGAACGCUGCAAAGCUUUCAAGGCAUCGCUGAGGCUGAGCCCUUUUCGAGGGAAUGUCUACAAUCUUUCUGGAAAAGUCAGGUUUUCUGACUCUCAGCACAUGAUGGACGUGAGCUACAACACUGUGAGCGGCAACUUCAUUAUCAUCCCGGAGCAGGGCGUCGACCCCUUGAUCCAGAGUUGCGUUCAAAGGAGCGACGCCUCCUGUUUCUUGAUCUUUGAUGGGGUCGGCCUGGCUGAGAAAGGACUCAAGGACUGGCUCAGACUGUGCACCAAGCAGAAACAGACCAAGAAGCCUAAAAAGACAGAAGAAACUCUUUCACCGCAGGAAAUCAAGAACAUUCAUAUGAGCAGACAUUUGGACCCAUUACCACCAGGAUUCUUCUACAACGGCUAUCAAUAUGUGGGCAUCUUUGGAGAGAAAAGCAACUGCCAUCCCAACUUGAAUGAGUUCAUCAAGGAGUAUGUGGCCGAGGCCAACAAAGACAUCGAGCUGUACAACCGCCAGCUGGAGCUGCAGGUGCAACCGGACCUGUUUGAUCCUUGAAGGCGAGCCGCUUGUCAGUCCGCGCUAUCCAUCCGUCUUAAUUUAACGCCUUGGGGAGGGGAGGAGUCAAAGAGGGCACAGGGGUCACUGAACACUUCACUCCAAAUCCUUUCUUUCUGGUGCCUAAUGCAGGCACGCUUUGGAUAAGUUGUGACGUGUGUUUGCAGCAUGAAAGUAGACCAUUACUCCACCAGACCACCGAGCUUCACAACCUCGCACAAUCUAAGGGAAUUUCCAUUCCAAUUGCUGACAACUCUCCUGCAGCUUGCGCCUUUGUGUUUAUCGCACUUGGCAAGUUAAUGCCUCUAUUUCUGGCCCGGCAUGGAUAGCCGUGUGAUUACGGUGGGCUCCCCGGUGGGGUUUCUCAAGAAUUGUCGUCACCCAAUCCACAGAGCACCUGUCUGCUGGUCUGCGUGUUGCGCUCAGCCACCAAGAUGUAAACACAGCACAAUCUGUGUGGUGUUGAGGCAACAACGCUACACGCCAGCACCGUGCUUUAUUUUAAGACUUCCCGCCGCGGAUCUAAUGAAAGUGCAAUUAAGCAAACGUGCGUCCCCGCAGCGUCGCUUUAGAACAGCUGAGGCUGGUGUUAUGUGUCCACCAGAAUCUUCUCCUCUGUUACCAGGAAGAAAGCAGACUCUAGCGAUAGAUGCAAGCUAAGCCUCACUGCAUGUGACAACACUGGUUGUCUCCAUUUGUUUCACAUUCCUGUAUUUUAUCUAGACAGAGCAAAACUGGUUCUCUAUUCCUAUACACAGCAAUACAAACAGGAAGUAGGGUAAAGGUUAAAGGCCUAAACAUUUGGAGGGUCCUUGUUUUAAUCUAAAACAGGAUCAGAAUUGUAGAAAAACUUUUUUUUUUUGUUGAUGGAGCUGUCUAAUCACUGAGACGUUCUAUGUUGCUGCUAAAGCGUUAAACAGUUCACCUGAUUACAAAACAGCUGUGCUGUCACUGCAAAAACAUCAUUGAUUUAGGUAAACGCUUUUUAUUUACUUAAAAACAUUUUUUUUUAAAAUAUAACCCCUCGAGCAUUUUGGGGAAAACACCAUUUCAAACAUAGUGUUAUAGCACAAUGUGUGACAGAAGACAUCAAUUUAAAACGGACUGGACAGAAAUGCAGCACAUUUCAAUUUGGCUUUUGACCCCAGCUACCGAGUGUUUAAAAUAACGUGUUUUCGUCACAUACAAAGUACAGACUAAUGCUGCUUUCAGGACGACUGGGAAUGUCGGAAAUUUUCCACAAGCAAUUUAGAGGUCUAAACACAAAACAUAUUGGUCAAAUGUAAGCAACAAGCAUGGCUGACGGCCAGUAUAAACUAGCAUCUGUAAAAGUCAGCAAUCCUGACAAUAAAACUACCGGUAAUAUGUUUUCUGUAAUUUAAGUAAAACCAAAUAUUGGUUUUACUUAUAUAUAUAAUAUAUAUUUUUCAAGCCAAUACCGAUAACUUCCUGCUUCUCAAGACAGAUGCCGAUAACCGAUAACUUACUUAUAUGUGUGUAUAUAUAUAUAUAUAUAUAUAUUUUUAUUUUUUUUUUUAAAUGUAGAUUUAACUGUGGGGUUUGUGAACACCAAAGUAUGGAUGUAUACCGAGUACCGGCAUUUUUUGGUUCCGGUUCCUAAUUAGGUCAACAAUAUUUCCUCCCAAAAGUUCCUCAAAGUCAUGCACGCUGUAUCAGUUUGAAGUGAAUACACUUUACUCACGACGAGUCAUGACCGCGUUUUAUCAACCGUCCGCCUAGCGAUUCAUUAAUCCACAGACCUAUAUUAAUCCACUCGAAAAGUUGAGGUGUAAUGUAAUAAUCCAUAAAGUUGCUUCGAAGCAAGAUAGCAUCCGCUGUGACUGACAAGUCUCUGGUUUCCGUGUGUUUGCGUGUCAUUAAAACACAUCUUCCUGAAAUGUGUUUUAGUUCAUUCUGUCUCUUGACUACAAACUGGACGAUCGAGCAUUACACUUGCUCAGUGAGUGUUUUUAUUCAUAUAAUACACACACAUACAUCGUACAUACAUCAUACAUACAAAAAAAAACACUCCGGCUUUGGGUCCGUCAGUCAAAUAUGUCCGUUUGCAACAUAAACACAAAUAACAAUUCCUAUUGUUACAAUAUGCACACCAUCACACCUAAUUGAUUGUAUUGAUUUAAUAAUAUAUUUGAUAUAUCAUGUAAAAGGUCUGUUCUUUGCACAUUGUAGUGGAUUGUCCGAAGCUUAAGCAGGCAACAAAAGUAGUUUAGUACAACAAAUUUAUUUACCCAUUAUCAGAAGUGCAGGUUGAAUUGAGUUGGUCGUUGAUGUGUUGAAACGCGAAAUCUUCACUGAAUGUGCACAGAACAUUUGGUGCAAACAGCAGGCCAAAGUAUUCGUCUGAAACAGUGAAGACGUCCCAUAAGAUCGACGUCAUGUUUGUUUCCACUGUGAGCUCAGGAGAAGUUUAGGACAGGUUUACAGCAUGUCACGUAGGAGAAAAGGAGUGCUUAAUUUUCUCACCCUAACCCACCCAGAGCACAGUACGGGUAAUCUCGCCUUUUUGGAGCACUUUGUUUUGUAACUGUUUUAUCAGUGUGACAUCAGAAUUCCUCGUAUCGACCUGUUAAUUCCUUGUCCAACAUUUAUCGUGAACCCCUACAAAAAACCUAAUAUAGAGAUGAUAUAGUAAUGCAUCUAUACCAGGGGUGUUCAAACGUGAAAUUUGUAUUGUUUGUGUUAUAGUUUCUAAUACAUUUAUUUAUCAUUAUUAGGGCCAAUAAAAAACGAGCUAAGGGGCCAAAAAUGGCCCUCGGGUUGGACUUUGGACAUCCCUGAUGUAAACAACAGGUCAGUUUUAUUUGUGCUAAUUUCCAACAGAAGUUACCUAACGGCUUUAUGAACAUAUAGAAAGUCUAGAAGUACGAUCCUCAUACAUUCAAAAGAAACUCUGAAGAAGAAACCUUGAACAGAACCCAGGCACUAUGUGGCGGCCGUCAGAAAGAGAAAAGUCAGUACAGAACAAAGUUCUUUCUCAAUACUAUACCAAAAAGAUCGAUUUCUAACUACCCAGUUUGCUGGAAUGCAGCAUGAGCUCGGCAUUCAUGUUAGAGACCUCGCUGUCUGUCGGAAAGAAAACAAUGAACAUGACGUCUUCUAAGACAAACCAAACAGUCCAGUUGCGAUCGAUUGAACGCCCUGAGAAUGCAUUGACCUGGAUGAAUGAGAACAUCCAUAGACCAUGAAUAUUACAGUGUUUUCUCUUCAGGUCGACAGGCCAAAAGUGAUAAAAGCUAUUUCCCCCCGUGUGUGUCUCUGUGCAGAUUUAUAUAAUCCUCACUCUCAAGCCAUAUCAUCCAGCGCUAGAUAUGCCACUGUCUUUUCCAAUAACGGAAUGCUUAGAAUAGCAACAAAGUAAGCCUCUAAUGUGUUCCUCUUAGCCAGCCUAAAAGGGUCAACGGUCACUACUUCUAGUAACUUUUACAAGUGUAAUUGUACCUGAUGUGUGGACAUGCAUUGUUUCUACUGCAUUGCUCUCAUCAGCUCUUUAAGGACUAAGAAAAAGUGUGUUUUAUUGAGAAAAAAACUAAACAAUGCAUCUGUGCAUGGCUCUUUUAGAUUGACAGAUUAACAGUAGGAUUACGGUGGCAGGAUUAAAUGUAACUGAAAUCCUUUGUAUACCAAAAAUGCUAGAGAAAGCGAAGCCUGGUGGUCGCUCCAUACGCCCUCUACACCGUCCCCCUUUCCCUCCCGCCACAACAGUUGCUCUUCUCUCUGCAAGUUAGUUACGUAACACUGCAGAGAUUUAGAGCUCCACUGCAAAGUGGCUGUACGGGAUUUUCAGGAGCACAGAAUGCAUCUUCAAUUGGUGUCAAAGAGCAGUAGUCUGUGCAGCGCAGGCCUUAAUUGGCCAAAAUAAGUCUUUAAAGAGUGGAGAGUUCUGCAGGGUGUUUCUGAUAUUUCAAUGACUAUCACUUACACAUUUACUGUACGUGUAUGUAUAU